Molecule: messenger RNA, 676 nt
Organism: Sorex fumeus (smoky shrew)
Lineage: Eukaryota; Metazoa; Chordata; Mammalia; Eulipotyphla; Soricidae
Product: pleckstrin homology domain-containing family G member 2-like
Exons: 1
Coding region: 1-555 (184 amino acids)
Source: RefSeq, a predicted model, not a curated record
AUGAAUGCCCAUGGGCCAGGGACCACCAUAUCGCUACCUGGGCAAGGAGGCUCCCGGGACACUCAGGGUCUGGCCUCUAGCCCAGUGGCCCCCUCCUUGGUUUUGUCCACACCUGGGUGUCACUUGCCUUCUCCUGUUGCCAGGUCAGAGUCUUCAGAUUUGACCCCUCCUCACAGCCCCCCGCUGCCCACCCGUCAGCUUCUGGGUCCCAGUGCAGCCGCGCUCUCAAGAUACCUGGCAGCUUCUUACAUCAGCCAGAGCCUGGCACGGCGGCAAGGCCCUGGGGGAGAUGCCCCUCCAGCCCCCCGGGGCCCCUGGUCCUCAGCCCCCACUUCACGGGCACCUUCGCCUCCACCACAGCCUCAGCCCCCUCCACCCCCCGCCCGGCGUCUCAGCUAUGCCACCACAGUCAGCAUCCACGUGGGGGGUGGGGGGCGGCUUCGGCCAGCCAAGGCCCAGGUCAGACUGAACCAUCCUGCCCUCUUGGCCCCUGCCCAGGACUCAGUGGGCCUUCGUCGGGCCCAGGGGCCUCCCGAUGCCCCGUUUCACACGUGAGCCGGGAUGCCAGGUCUUUCGGAGAGCAAAGACUUCUGCGAGAUGCCACCAACUCUCAGAACAUCACCCCCCCAAAACUGAGCCCCAGCCUGAAAACAGCAGUAGCUGUCCAGUGCCCAGG